This is a messenger RNA of Paramecium sonneborni, 569 nucleotides long. NCBI's taxonomy places the organism in Eukaryota, Ciliophora, Oligohymenophorea, Peniculida, Parameciidae. The record is from the annotation of a GenBank genome assembly.
AAAAUAUCAAAACUAUUUUGAAUGAAACCAACAACCUCUUUGGUGUAAUUAACAGAAGAAAGAAUACCUAUGGAUUUCAAAAUGAUAUAAAAAAACGAAACCUACUUAGAAAGUUAUGGAGAAGGCUAUCCUAAAAUUAAAAAUGCUAAUGAUUAUUUUCUCUACCUUCUAAACAUAUAUGGAGAUUUUUAAAAUAUUGAGUUAAAACGUUUUACAAUUUUUGAAGGAGAUUUGCCAUGUGGUUAAAUUGGAUUGCAUUCUUUCUGUAUAGAAAAUUUUACAUGUUAAGCUGAAGUAUUCAUCUAUUAAUCUAGAUUUUUUAUUGGGUAGAUUAAAAUUACUAAGGCAAAGGAAUAGUCACAAGAGCAUGUUAAUUAAUAUAAAAGCAUGCAUUUGAAGUUUUAGGACUAGAUCUUCUAAUUAUUCAUUGCUUAAUAGAAAAUAUUAAGAGUGCAAAUGUUGCUUUAAGAUGUGGAUUCACAUAUGAAGGAAUAUCAAAAUUAGAUAAAAACGAAUAUAAAAAAUUUAUUAAAACAAUAGAAUAAUAUUAAAAAGAAAAUAUUAAUUGA